Messenger RNA from Colletotrichum siamense, 1209 nucleotides. RefSeq lists its product as uncharacterized. Bases 1 to 1209 code for a protein of 402 amino acids. The transcript is spliced from 2 exons. The record is from RefSeq and is a predicted model, not a curated record. Lineage: Eukaryota; Fungi; Ascomycota; Sordariomycetes; Glomerellales; Glomerellaceae.
AUGCCGUAUAACACUCGACGCAAGUCGCUUUCUUUGCCAUCUCUGGGAAUUCACGUACCUGGAAGCCAUGCCCAUCGCAGUCCCGCCAUCGCCAGCUCAAAUCGGAACAUCUCUGAGUGCACACCGAGUCGCAUCACCAUCAUACCCCCCGUGACACUACAAUCGAACAAGCGACAGAAGCGAUUCCAUGGUGACGAGACACAACGCAGAGGAAACUCGCUCAAGCGCCCCGACGAGAAAAGCAUGCUGGAGCACACGCCACCGCCAUCCCCGACGGCCGAGGACGUCAAGAUCGGAGACUGUGGCAACACAACAUCAUCAAUAAACAUCAAGCUGGAAGGGAUUAAUGACGAGAUUGUGGAGGCCGUCAUCGUCCAACUGCAGGCGACCGCGAACAGGCCCCAUCUGGUUAAGGAGCUGGCGACUGUCUUGUCGCAGCAGUUGCCUAUCGUCCAACACUCUGCCAAUCCUUGCGCCAUUGUAUCCUCACGUCUCGCUGCCUACGUCAAACGAUCGUGCUGGAGCACGCUUGCACCCUGUCCUGUAGCCAAGGAGUCGGAAACGGUACAUCCUCGCAGAACUUACUUUUACCUCACAACCUGCCCGAGACGGCCCCUUCCCGACUCAACAAUGCCACUCCUCGUUCAGCGGUCCGUCGUCUCUCCAUCAUUGUCCAGUGUAGCAUCUGGGUCUGAGAACGGUGAUGACAUGGAUUUGCGCCGAAGAGAGUUGAGUCCAUCACCAGAGGUGGAUUUGUCGUCUCCCGAAUUUGACGAUGCGGAUGACGACUUCGCGAUGCCUUCGACGCCUGUUGGGUCACUUCCCACUAGUUUGAGGUAUGCCAGAAGCCACCGGAGUGCCUCGCCUCCCCUCGAAAAGGACGAGCGAGAAUUCACGCAGACCGCCGAUGUGCUCCAGAAGCGCAAACUCGCUCGCGAACUCUCACUAGCUACUGCUGACCACUCGACGGCCAAUACGUAUGAAGGGUCACGUGAGGAUACCAUGUUCGAAGAGAGACAAAGUGUUGCCGUAAAUGGCAAUGUUGCCCCAGUCCACUUCCUGACAAGCCCUGCUAUCAAGGCAACUAUGCCUCCCAGAAAGGACACUGAUGGGGACAGCUGGCUGAAGCUAGGUGCACUCCUAGAGUGGGAUCAUAGCCCGGAAAACAUUGAACUCGACGAGCUAGAUUGUUUACUGGACUCAUGUUGA